Messenger RNA from Saccharomyces kudriavzevii IFO 1802, 1053 nucleotides. It is a transcript of the gene SFK1, whose product is annotated as Sfk1p. NCBI's taxonomy places the organism in Eukaryota, Fungi, Ascomycota, Saccharomycetes, Saccharomycetales, Saccharomycetaceae. The record is from RefSeq and is a predicted model, not a curated record. The transcript has a single exon. The coding region runs from base 1 to 1053 and encodes 350 amino acids. Gene Ontology annotation, cellular component: plasma membrane.
AUGCUUCAGUUUAAACGUCCAGGUAACUGGCUGUUCAUAGUACCCUGGAUUGCAUUCAUCCCAUGGUACGGUAUGCUGAUUGCCAUGCUUAUUUGCUGGGCUAGCCAAGGCCAUCCCUUAUAUUGGUUCAUGCACACAGAACAAUUUCCCAUAUACAUCUCAGAUAUAGGAGCAACUAACUUAAGACCUUUAUUCAUAUCAUGCGCCGGUUGGCAGGGCCUGGGCUACGUAGUCACCAUUGCCCUCGAGUUUUUUCAGAGAUCCGGUUACUUACCUUUUCAAUUGAAGAAUAACGACUCCUCUAUCUCUGAUUCCACGUCUUAUGCUGAAAAAUUGCAUAGUGGCAAAUACUUGAUGCCUCCAUACUACACAAAACAUGAACGGAACCUGAUCUUUGCCGCUUUCGUUCUCGGCGGCAUUGGUCAGCUAGCUCUUUUAUUCUGCUCCAUCUUCUCAACCGCUCUAUACCAUCGCGUUCACAUUGCUAUGGUCUCCGUCUUCGUCGUCUUCAUGUUUCUGUCCGUUUGCUGCUUGAUUGCGGAGUAUUUCCUCAUGGGAAGGCAUUAUGCUUCUGUUCAUCCGCUGGCCAGCCCUCAUUUCAACCCUCAAUCCUCUGAAAAAAGCUUCAAUCAAAGUUAUAAUACGAUAGACGACUUGCCUUGGUACAAAUGGGAAGGCCACAUCUGGAACAAAUUUACCAUCAGUGCCACUCUAAAAGUCAUAUGGUUAACCCUAGCUGUUGUUUGGGCUGUUUGUUUCGGUGCCAUCAAUGACAGUUCUAAGAGUGCUUGUUUUGAAUGGUUGUUGGCAUUUUGGCUUGGUAUCAUAUUUAUAAUUCUUUCUGUUGAUUUUUACAUGGGUGGAAGAUACAGGCACUCUCGCUAUUUCAACCACGUGGAAUCAUUUUCCGGUUAUUACAAGUAUGACAAGGCGCUGGGCUUUUACCGUAGUGAAGAAGUUUUACCUUCGGACGAUAACGGCGACGUGAUUACUACUGAAAUAGCAUCUUCAAACAAUUCCACAUCUAAUGAAUCUUUCCAAGUGGUUGUAUGA